This is a messenger RNA of Trichomycterus rosablanca, 2131 nucleotides long. It is a transcript of the gene scrn2, whose product is annotated as secernin 2. Gene Ontology annotation, molecular function: cysteine-type exopeptidase activity; dipeptidase activity. Gene Ontology annotation, biological process: proteolysis. The record is from RefSeq and is a predicted model, not a curated record. NCBI's taxonomy places the organism in Eukaryota, Metazoa, Chordata, Actinopteri, Siluriformes, Trichomycteridae. The transcript is spliced from 9 exons. Bases 494 to 1753 code for a protein of 419 amino acids.
UCGACUGGUGCAGGUGCAAAAUGCAGUCUGUACUGACUGUACGUGCCGGAGGGGGCGUAUGUCAGUUGAGAGGCGUCCUCAGUCUGCGGUGAAGGGUCGAAUCAGUAUAGAGAACGCAAACAGGGCAAUCGGACACGACUAGAUUAGGGGAGAAAAUUGGGGUGGAAAAAGUGGGAAAAAUUAUAAAAAAAUAAAAAUAAAAAAAAUACUAGAACUGAUGAAUCUUGUGUAACCAGUAACUCACCUGUCCUGUCAUGAAUGUAACCAAAGAGUAAAACAUGACGUUAAAAGCCUAAUAAAUAAAGAAAGAAAAGAUUAAAUCAUACAAUUUGACAUUUUGGGGCACACAUAAGCUCUGACUCUUGUACUACUGAUCAGAAGAAACUGCUGACUUACUCAUACUGACUUUUAUUUUGACAGUGCUAGUUCGGCAGGUUCACACAGACAGUCCUCAUAUCUACCUGUUUACAGUGCGGUUCAGAAUAUCCUGAGGAUGGCCGAACCACCCCAGUCAUGUGACUGUUUUGUUUCUCUACCGCCUGGUUCUAAGUACGAUCAUGUGAUAUUUGGGAAGAAUUCGGACCGGCCAAGGGAUGAGGUGCAGGAAGUGGUUUACUACCCUGCUGCAUCACAUGCUCCUGGGGUCACUGUGGAGUGCACAUACAUCUCAAUACCGCAAGUGGAACACACACAUGCAGUGGUGCUGAGCAGGCCCGCCUGGCUUUGGGGGGCUGAAAUGGGGGCCAAUGAACAUGGCGUGUGUGUUGGGAAUGAAGGAGUGUGGACCCAAGAACCCGUGAGUCCAGAAGAAGCACUGCUAGGCAUGGACCUGGUCCGGUUGGCUCUGGAGAGAGGGAACAGUGCAUGGGCUGCUCUGUCUGUAAUCACCGAGCUGUUGGAGCAUCAUGGGCAGGGAGGAGCGUGCAGAGAAGAUCCUGAACACUUCAGCUACCACAACACCUUCCUGCUAGCCGAUCGCCAGGAGGCAUGGGUACUUGAGACUGCCGGGAAACUGUGGGCUGCUCAAAAAAUCACAGAGGGAGUAAAGAACAUCUCUAACCAGCUGACGAUAGGCACCGAGAUCACUGCUGAGCACCCGGAGCUGCGCAGCAUGGCUCAGUCUCAGGGCUGGUGGAGUGGAGAGGGCGAGUUUAACUUCAGUGCUGCUUUUAGCCCCGACAACCCCCCUGCUAGAAUGGAACUGGCCAAACAGCGCUAUAAAGGAGGCACAGAACUGCUUCAGAAGCAUGAUGGCUCUGUAACAGGGGAGGUGAUGAUGAGCAUCUUAAGAGACAAACCCAGCGGGAUCUGCAUGGAUUCAGAAGGUUUUCAUACCACAGGCAGCAUGGUUUCAAUCCUGCCACGAGAUACCAGCAUGCCCUGUGUUCACUUCUUCACUGCCACACCUGACCCCUCCAGGUCUGUUUUUAAGCCAUUUAUAUUCUCGGAGAGCAUGCGUCCGGUCACUAUGGUGAUGUCUCCACAGUAUGGCUCAGAAGAUCCUGUGAAGGCUCAGCCUCGAUUCCAGCACCACGUUGACAGGAAGCAUGAGCUUUACAAAGCCCACCAGUCAGCACUGGCCACCAUGGAUGAAAAACCAGAUGGUGGAGCUUCUCUGCAGGAAACUAUGCACUUCUUGGAGUCACAGUGUCUACAGGAGAUUGAAGCCAUGCUUAGAGGGGAGGUAGAGGGCCAGGAGCUCGGCGACCUCUUUUUUGACUGCGUAGACACAGAAAUAAAGUUCUACCAGUGAGACAAAGCAGUUACCUUGUGAAUAUAACUAGUGUUUGCUGAUCUGCCCUGGAGAGGGAUGGGCUCGUUUGCUUCGAUCCACCUCUUAUAGUUUCCCCGACGCCAUGUAACACAUCGUGAUGCACAUUAUAAUGCCACACUAAUUGUAACUGUAUGAAACAGGUACUAGAUAUUCAUGUUGAGCAUUGUAUUAUAGUAGUCAUCUGGGCAUAUUAAUGCUACAUUAAUGAGUAAUGGAUAGAUGACUUAAGGUGUGUGUAGAACUUUGUGAAAAGGGAAUAGGAUAGAAUUGCUUAGAUCAUUCCUGUGUUAGUGUAUGACUGUUAAGCUGCCUGGCAGCUCCUCACAGAUGAAUGUCAAUAAAGAUUAAUACUUUUAA